This is a messenger RNA of Talaromyces atroroseus, 1563 nucleotides long. RefSeq names its product Phenylalanine--tRNA ligase alpha subunit. The record is from RefSeq and is a predicted model, not a curated record. Gene Ontology annotation, biological process: phenylalanyl-tRNA aminoacylation. Bases 1 to 1563 code for a protein of 520 amino acids. Gene Ontology annotation, cellular component: cytoplasm; cytosol; phenylalanine-tRNA ligase complex. The transcript has 2 exons. Gene Ontology annotation, molecular function: ATP binding; phenylalanine-tRNA ligase activity; tRNA binding. Lineage: Eukaryota; Fungi; Ascomycota; Eurotiomycetes; Eurotiales; Trichocomaceae.
AUGGCGUCUGACAUGACGGCGCCGAUUUUGGACGCCUUGUCGUCGACAAAUCAGCCUCUCCUCUCCACCGACGCAUUCCCCUCCACGCCGUCCCUGAACAUAAAAGCCGCCCUCGAUCGUCUAGCGUCUAGGUCCAUGGUGGAAUAUGAAACGAUAGAUAAAGAGAAACUUGUUUUGACGGAGGAAGGAGAGUCUAUUGCCGCCAAUGGCUCUCACGAAGCCAAGGUCUUCGACGCCGUUGUCGCUGCCCUCGAUGGGUUGAAAAUUGCUGACCUCCCCGGCAUCGUUGGAAAGGAUGUCGCCAAGGUCGGACAGGGCAACGCCUUCAAGCGAGGUUGGAUUAAGAAAGACAAGGACACGCUGCGGCCAACUACAGACAAGAUCCAUGACGAGACAAGGCUGCAACUGCAGGCUAUUAAAGAUACUCAGACUCUCGCGGAUAAUAAGGUCAUCGCAGAUUUGAAGAAGAGAAAAUUGAUCACGGUACAGAAAGUGAUUAGUUUCAAGAUUUCCAAGGGCCCCAAGUAUGCCAGGGAGUUCGUCAAGGAAGAGACCGACCUGACGGCGGAAAUGCUCGCAAACGGUUCAUGGAAGACAUCGUCGCUGAAACCCUACAACUUCAAGGCCAAGGGUGCUCCUACGCCUAGCGGAACGUUGCAUCCUCUGAACAAGGUUCGACAAGAAUUCCGAAACAUCUUCUUCGAGAUGGGAUUCGAAGAAAUGCCCACGAACCGAUUUGUGGAAACCGGAUUCUGGAACUUCGAUGCCCUUUACGUGCCACAACAACAUCCUGCCCGUGACCUGCAGGACACUUUCUACAUUGCCGACCCCAAACAGGCCGAUUCUCCUCGGGAAGAUCCCCCCAAUGACCCUCAUCUGAUCAAAGCGUCUACCACGCCGUCGUCCGCUAAAAAGGAAGAGGAAAAGCCAUUGAACUACCAGGAAUACUGGGACAAUGUUCGCGCAGUUCACGAAUCAGGCAAAUAUGGAUCAAUCGGCUACCGUUACCCAUGGAACCCCGACGAGUCUCUCCGACUAGUCCUACGAACCCACACAACAUCCGUGUCGACGUACAUGCUUCACAAGCUCGCAGCCAACCCACGACCAGCACGAUACUUCAGUAUUGACCGCGUGUUUCGAAACGAGGCCGUUGACGCCACCCACUUGGCUGAAUUCCACCAGAUUGAAGGUGUGAUUGCAGACUUUGGCCUAGCCCUCGGCGGUCUGAUCGGAUUCAUGGAAGUCUUCUUCGCAAAGAUGGGUAUUCAUCGACUCCGCUUCAAGCCCGCUUACAACCCGUACACUGAGCCCAGUAUGGAGAUCUUCGGAUACCACGAUGGACUAGGUAAAUGGGUCGAAAUUGGAAACAGUGGUAUGUUCCGGCCGGAGAUGCUGGAGCCCAUGGGCCUGCCGAAGGAUAUGCGUGUGUAUGGGUGGGGAUUGAGUCUUGAGCGACCUACGAUGAUCAAGUACGGAGUCAGCAAUAUCCGUGAACUGCUCGGUCACAAGGUUGAUCUCAACUUCAUCGAGACAAACCCAGCUGUUCGUCUAGAGCGGGAUUAA